CGUCGUUGGAGCAUACACUCAAGCGUCAUGGAACUCGCUCCUCACCCUGUGAUUCCUCAGAAGAAGCCCGUCCUCGUGUGCAUCCUGGACGGAUGGGGCGAAAACCCCGUGACGGAUCAGUACAACGCGUGUCACGUCGCGAAAUCCCCGACGAUCGACGCGCUCGCCGCGAAGGGCCCCGGGUACUACCGCUCCGUCCUCGCUCACGGCCCCGCCGUCGGUCUCCCCACUGAUGGUGACAUGGGAAACAGCGAGGUCGGCCACAACGCCCUCGGCGCGGGAAAGAUCAUCGCCCAGGGCGCGUCUCUCGUCGACAUCGCGCUCGAAACGAAGAGCGUGUACUCCGGCGCCGGUUGGGCGCACGUCAAGCCCGCUUUCGCGGACAACACGCUCCACGUCAUCACGCUCCUCUCCUCCGGCGGCGUGCACUCGAGGUACGACCAGGUCCUGAAGCUCUGCCAAGGCGCGGUCGCGGACGGAUGCAAGAAGCUCAGGCUGCACGUCCUCACCGACGGUCGCGACGUCCCGGACAACAGCUGCCACGAGUACAUGCGCGUCCUCGUCGAAGACCUCGCGAAGCUCGAGGGAUGCGACGCCAAGGUCGCGUCCGGCGGCGGACGCAUGAAGGUCACGAUGGAUCGAUACGAAGCGGACUGGGCGAUGGUCGAGCGCGGGUGGAAGGCGCACGUCCUCGGGGACGCGCCGCACAAGUUCACGGACCCGAUCGAAGCGCUGAACAAACUGAAGGAAGGCGGCGACAGCGACCAGUACGUCGAACCGUUCGUCAUCACCGACGCGGACGGCAAGCCCGUGGGCACCGUGGAGGACGACGACGCCGUCGUCAUCGCGAACUUCCGCGCCGACCGCGUCGUGGAAAUCUCCAAGGCGUUCGAGUACCCGGACUUUAACAGCUUCGACCGCGUUCGAUAUCCGAAAGUUCGAUUCGCCGGACUCAUGCAGUACGAUGGCGACCUUAAACUCCCCGCGAACUACCUCGUACCCCCGCCCCUCAUCGAGAGGACGUCCGGGGAGGUGCUCGCCGCGAACGGUCUGAGAACGUUCGCGUGCUCGGAGACGCAAAAAUUCGGGCACGUCACGUUCUUCUGGAACGGCAACCGCUCCGGGUACUUCAAGGAAGACCUCGAGACGUACGUCGAGAUUCCGUCCGAUAACGUUCCUUUCAACCAGGCGCCGUUGAUGAAAGCGCGCGAGAUUUGCGCCGCGGGCAAGGAGGCGCUGAGGAGCAAAAAGUACGACGUCGUUCGCGUGAACUUCGCGAACCCGGACAUGGUCGGGCACACGGGCGACCUCGCCGCGACGAUUGCGGCGUGCGAAGAGUGCGACGCGUGCGUGAAGGAGCUUCUCGACGUCGUGGAUGAGCUCGGCGGCAUGUUCUUGCUCACCGCGGACCACGGAAACGCGGACGACAUGGUGCAAAGGAACAAGAAGAACGAGUGCCUCUUCGAAGCGGACGGAACCACUCCUUUGCCGCUCACGUCGCACACGCUCGCGCCGGUUCCGGUCGCGAUCGGAGGCCCCGCGCUCCCGGCGAACAUCAAGUUCCGGGACGACCUUCCGAAAGCCGGCCUCGCGAACGUCACCGCAACGUACAUCAACCUCAUGGGAUACGAAGCGCCCGCGGAGAUGGAGCCGUCGCUCUUGGCCGCGUUCUAGGAAAGAAUGCAUGUAAAAAUUUAACUCAAGAAUAAACCGUC
Molecule: messenger RNA, 1715 nt
Organism: Micromonas pusilla CCMP1545
Lineage: Eukaryota; Viridiplantae; Chlorophyta; Mamiellophyceae; Mamiellales; Mamiellaceae
Exons: 2
Coding region: 28-1674 (548 amino acids)
Biological process (GO): glucose catabolic process
Cellular component (GO): cytoplasm
Molecular function (GO): manganese ion binding
Source: RefSeq, a predicted model, not a curated record